Molecule: messenger RNA, 1833 nt
Organism: Xenopus laevis (African clawed frog)
Lineage: Eukaryota; Metazoa; Chordata; Amphibia; Anura; Pipidae
Gene: mchr1.2.L
Product: melanin-concentrating hormone receptor 1, gene 2 L homeolog
Exons: 2
Coding region: 347-1429 (360 amino acids)
Biological process (GO): signal transduction; G protein-coupled receptor signaling pathway; neuropeptide signaling pathway
Cellular component (GO): membrane; neuron projection; plasma membrane
Molecular function (GO): peptide binding; melanin-concentrating hormone receptor activity; neuropeptide binding
Source: RefSeq, a predicted model, not a curated record
CAGUAAAAUAUAAAGCAAUAUUUGGUCUCAGUGCUGAUUCCCAGAUUCACAUGGAUAUGAAGAGGAUACGCUAUAGUAGCAGGCUGACAGCUUGCCUUAUUAAAGAAGCGGUGUCACUUUAGCAAGGGGAGGGCGGCACAGAGAGAGCGCCAGGAAAGCAGAGCACAGACCAAUAUCUUUUCUUUAAUUCAUUCUUCGCUGCAGCUCUCAGCGUGGAAAGGCUCAUCCGGGAGAGGCAGAAAGAACCGACAUUCCCAAUGAUCUCCCUGACUCUUCCAGGUUACCAGUCAAGCUCUGAUUUAAGGACAUUACAGGUAAACUCACGUCUGGGAUUUCCACUUGAAAGAUGGAAUUCCAGGCUGAUUUGGAAGAGGAUAUUGAUAUUCAAGAUAACAGUUCCCAAAUAUUUCGCAACUUUUCCAUGUCUGAUCCAAGCGGCAAUGUUACCUAUGUCAAUGUUAUAAUGCCGACAGUCUUUGGAGUCAUCUGUUUGCUUGGGAUCAUUGGCAAUAGUGUUGUCAUAUACACCGUCUUCAAGAAGUCCAAAUUCAGGUGCAGCAGCAGCGUGCCAGAUAUAUUUAUCAUUAAUCUGUCGGUGGUAGACCUGCUUUUCCUCCUCGGCAUGCCCUUUCUAAUCCACCAGCUUCUGGGCAAUGGAGUUUGGCAUUUUGGAGAAACCAUGUGCACCCUUAUUACUGCUUUAGAUACCAACAGCCAGUUUACAAGCACUUACAUACUCACUGCCAUGUCCAUCGAUCGUUACCUUGCCACAGUGUACCCAUUCACCUCGGCAAAGUAUCGGAAGCCACCUAUAGCCAUUAUGGUCAUCUGCAUUCUCUGGGUGCUGUCACUUCUAAGCAUCACCCCCGUUUGGAUGUAUGCAAGGCUUAUCGCUCUGCCUGGAGGGGUUCUGGGAUGUGGAAUCACACUCCCUAACCCAGAAAGUGACAUAUACUGGUAUACACUGUAUCAAUUUUUUCUGGCUUUCGCCAUUCCAUUUGCUGUGAUCUCAGUGGCGUACCGCAGAAUCCUGUUGAAAAUGGCAUCCUCGGAAGCCCUGACAGCUCACAGGAGUUCCAGGAUAAGGACUAAGAAAGUAACCAGGACAGCAAUCGCAAUAUGCCUGGUUUUCUUCAUCUGCUGGGCUCCAUUUUACGUUCUUCAGAUAAUUCAGUUGGUGAUGGACCAGCCAACUCUUGCUUUCCAUUAUGCUUACUGUGUUGCAAUUAGCAUGGGCUAUGCAAACAGUUGUAUAAACCCUUUUAUCUACAUUAUCCUGUGCGAGACCUUUAGGCGUAGGUUCAUUGUCUCCGUACAACCAGCAGAAGACCAUCCAGAGAGCAGGAUCCGCAUGAAAUUCCGAACAGAUCCACCCUCUGGGAGUGGACAACCGCUCCUUCAGCUUGUUCCUGUAUCAACUGGCAGCUAACCCAAUGGUCAUGUAUGGUCAAUCAUUUGUAUUCAUGUUAUGAAGUUAAUAAUUAUCUUUUCAACAUGUGCAUGAGAUUGUGGUAGAAAAUCCCACCACCACCUGUAUUGUGUAGGUCAUUGUGCAAGAAUGUUUCCUGUCAGUCUUAAAAGAUCAGAGCAAUGCUGGAUAUAUUAAACCAUUCUACUAACUUGGAAGGUGCCCCAUGAAUUAUGAGUGUAGCCAUGUGGAUGCCUUUAUGCGCUGAGACAGAAGAUUUAUUGUAUUUUUUUUUUUCACUGCAAUGAGAAUGUACAAAUUUCUAAAGAUCUUUUCUUUUAUGGUGCACAAUCAUGACUUGCAUUCUGUAGACUAUUUGGGAAAAAAGGCUUCUUACACAUUUAAUAAAUGCAAGGGAAUGGCAA